Messenger RNA from Rotaria sp. Silwood2, 1464 nucleotides. The record is from the annotation of a GenBank genome assembly. NCBI's taxonomy places the organism in Eukaryota, Metazoa, Rotifera, Eurotatoria, Philodinida, Philodinidae.
AUGCCAUUGGAGGGGACCUAUGCAAUAUGGAAUAAUCGUGGUGGCUCUGGUAAAACAAAUUUAACAUAUCAUUUGGCUAUUAAAUAUGCAUAUAGAAAUCCAGAUAAAACAGUUCUUGUUGUUGAUAUGUGUCCACAAGCUGAUUUAAGUCAUGCUUUUCUUGGUGAUCCUUGUGCAUCUCAACCCUGUAUGAAUCAAGGCAGCUGUAUGCGAGAUAAUGGUGGCUUUCGAUGUAUUUGUCCACCAGGAUAUUCUGGAAGUCGAUGUGAAAUUCGUGAUGUAUGUCAACCGAAUCCUUGUAUGAAUGGAGGAACAUGUCGAUCUGUAAAUGGAAAUGGUGGAUAUCAAUGUAUAUGUCCAGCUGGUUUUACAGGUUCACGUUGUGAAACAAGAGAUGCUUGUAAUCCAAAUCCUUGUUUGAAUGGAGGAACUUGUAUGACAAACGGACUUGGGGGAUUUAUCUGUCAAUGUCCACCUGGAUUUAGUGGUCAACGAUGUGAAGAUCGUGAUCCUUGUGCAUCUCAACCCUGUAUGAAUCAAGGCAGCUGUAUGCGAGAUAAUGGUGGUUUUCGAUGUAUUUGUCCACCAGGAUAUUCUGGAAGUCGAUGUGAAAUUCGUGAUGUAUGUCAACCGAAUCCUUGUAUGAAUGGAGGAACAUGUCGAUCUGUAAAUGGAAAUGGUGGAUAUCAAUGUAUAUGUCCAACUGGUUUUACAGGUUCACGUUGUGAAACAAGAGAUUCUUGUAAUCCAAAUCCUUGUUUGAAUGGAGGCACCUGUAUGACAAAUAGUUUUGGAGGAUUUACUUGUCAAUGUCCCCCGGGAUUUAGUGGUCAACGUUGUGAAGAUCAAGAUGGUUGUGCGAGUCAACCAUGUAAAAAUAAUGGUGUUUGUGUGAGUUCAGGUGGUGGUGCAUAUACAUGUCAAUGUCUGACGGGUUUUGAAGGACAAAAUUGUGAUCAAGUUGAUAUUUGUGGUGUGAAAAAUCCAUGUAUUUGUGGUACAUGUCAAAAUGAUCCAUCUAAUCCUCAAGGUUUUCGUUGUUUCUGUCCGUCUGGUUAUUCAGGAGAUCGAUGUGAAAAACAUAGUGGAGAAGAAUGUAUAAAUGGCGGUGAAUGUAUACAACGUCCAAUUGGUGAUUAUGUUUGUUCAUGCCCUUUUCCAUAUUGUGGUUCACGUUGUCAAAAUCAACGACCAUUCUGUGAUGGUAGCAAUACUGCUGUUACACCAGUUGUAACAACAUUAAAUCCUGCAUGUUCUUCCAGUCUUUGUAAUAACCGUGGUACAUGUCAACAAAAUGGAUAUGGAAAAGGUAUACAAUGUUAUUGUUCAGCAGGAUGGUCUGGUUCACGAUGUCAAUAUGCUAUGCGUACAAAUGUUGGUCGUAGCCAAGAUUUAAUACUAAAAAAUAAUCGAACCAUUUUAACAAGUACUACUCGUACGCAUACUCGACGACUACGUGCAUAA